Petromyzon marinus (sea lamprey) is the source of this 5091-nucleotide messenger RNA. It is a transcript of the gene JHY, whose product is annotated as junctional cadherin complex regulator. Lineage: Eukaryota; Metazoa; Chordata; Hyperoartia; Petromyzontiformes; Petromyzontidae. Gene Ontology annotation, biological process: axoneme assembly. The record is from RefSeq and is a predicted model, not a curated record.
CGAUUGGUGACGUCGCCGGGCUAGCUGCAAACGUGACGUCAUACUCCCAGCUGUGAGUGACGUUGACACGCCAACUGCAAGAGUGACGUCAUGGUACCGGCUGCGAGGUAUGACGUCACACGCUCGGUUACCAUGACGACUCCGCGUCCCCCAGUCGCGUCCGCCCAGCGUUAAGGAGCGGCGACCGAGAAGACGUGGGAGACGUGAAGAGACGAUAUUUAUCUCCACCGCCGUCACAUCUGUCAGGAGAUCUUCCAGGAUUAUCUAUCGGAUCCACCUGGAGAAGAUCAGUGAGGCGCCCUCGAGCCGGGAGCCAUGGGAGCCAUGGGUAAUGAAGAGUUAAGGCUGACGACUGAGGAAGAGCUGUUGUUGAGCGCGGCAUUCGACGAAGAUUUGCACAUUAGCCUGUCGCGGUCUUACGAGUCGGACGUGGAGAAUCUUCAAGAAAGGGAAUACCAAGAGGAGCUCCUCCAGAGAAUUAACUUCAACCAGCGGCAGCUCAACCACAAACGCAUCGCGGGCUCGAGCCGGUCUCGCGAGUCAGUGAGCAGCACUGACUCGGGCAGCAUUGCCCUCCCUCCGCUACCGCACAUGGGGGACAUGCACAUCGACGACCCGGGGAGCAGGCGCGCAGUGCGUGGAGGGCACGGAGUUCGUGGGGGGCACGGGGCUCAUGGUGGGGGGCACGGAGCUUGUGUAGAUGUAAACGCGCUGCUCCAGAGGGAUAGCUUGGAUUAUGCGUCUGAUGAGGAGGAAUCCACCAUGGACACCGACGCAGAGGAGCAAGCCGUGGUGGGAUUCGUGGACGGCGGCGCUGAUGACAUUUCAGAAGACGGCUUGGGAUUUGAAAACGACUUCAUCAGAGACGCCUCGACGCCCUUGCAGAGAAAUCACGAUUCUGUGCACCUGACCGAGUCCCAAGGAGACACGUCGGCGUUUGGCUCCAGUGAUGACAUUAUGCCGUGCAGCGAAAAUCCCGACGGGCAAAUCGAACACGCAAGUAAAAUGCGCGGUGCAUAUUUGGGACCAACUGAGAAAGUGGCCAGUUUUAGUAAAGUUAAGUUUGCGGAGUCCGAGUUAGAAAAUAGUUUAUCCAUGGACGAGAAUCAGCAGCAGCAGGUGGCUCAGAGGCUGGGCACCCCGUACUACGCAGAGCACAAGCAGGAGGCACGGGUAAUCGAGCGUCACGAAGGACCAGAAGAUCCGAGAGAUCGUCGUAGCCAUCACAAGAGAGAGGCCGCAAGCAACUCGAGGAAUAAGCUGCCUGAGAUUGUACGCAACGGAGAAUCCCGCAGGGAGGAGGAGCAUUUGCUCGUGGAAGAACACACGGCAGAGGAGAGCGAUGGAUAUUAUCUCAACGGAGUGAAGCAAGAUCCCUUGCCAGGUGCUCCAAGACGGAAAGGGAAUCGAUCCAAACCGCCGAAGCAUAUGGCCGUGACAGAUCAAGGAGGGCAGGACAAGUCAGUGGAAUUCCCGUCCAGGACAGGCAUCGAAGCAAGGGAUGUCGAGAGCUCUAAACGGGUCGCACUUAAGCAUCGUUCAAAAAUACCCGUAUUGAUGACCGAGCAUCGGGAUCACAGUGAAGAAGAAGAAUAUGAAUCCCUUCAUUCUACAAUGCAAGAAGAGUACAACAAUAUGCUGCUACGUGCAGCAUCGCAGAAGCCACCAGGUGAUGGUUUUGCAGAGCGUCCUAAGCAAAUCCAUUCCUUACACAAAAACAAUGAGGUAGCUGCACAGUCAUCAGUGCACGACAAAGGGCAGACAGGCGAUCGUGACCAGGUUACAAUUAGAGAUAAGACGGCGAACCCGGCACCACCUCAUUUUUCGGAACAAAGGAAGGACAUCUUGGAGGCUAACAAACAGAAUCUUGGGAGGAGGCCUCAGAAGCAGUCCUCGUAUCUGCAGAUGCACCGGAGACAGCGCGGAGACCCCGCAAAGCGCAAACUUCUGUGGAAAAGGCAGGAGGAGCAAAGCGCCACCACCACCACGGCGCUUCGUAGCAUCCACAGCGAUGCCCAGGAGGAGGCCGAGUUCCCAUCUCCCGACGCCUUCCCCUUGCACAGGAAGCCGGAGAGUACGAACCAACAUUACAACUUCUCCCAAGCGACUCUCUUUUCGCACGGCCACCCGAGCAACGCCGAUGGAAGACACCAGUUUCCGGGACAGCUUCCUGCUCAGAGCCACUGCGCAGUGGCCACGCGUUCCUCGCCGGCCGACGAAAUCCAUGCCGGUAUGAGCCCCGCGCUGCAGUAUCGCCAGUGGGGCGACGCGAGCGCCGAACUUGGGCAAAUCCCCAUCGGUUUGCAGCACCGUCCUCUCUACAGGCUCAUGCAAGGGGUGUUUCUGGACGAUGCCGGUCACGCUUUUACCUACUCGCAAGUUCCUGGCUACGUACCUGGGCACCCCGUGUUCCCGUUCGUGGCGCACGACGAGACGCGGCCGUCGAACCCGUCGAGGGACGUUCAGCCUCGGGGAACGGCGUUAGACGCCGGAGGGGAACGGUGGACGCACGGCCCCGCAGGGGGCGCCUGGCCAGGUAGAGCAAGGAUCCUGCAUCCUGUGCCGUACGAUGCCCUCCCCCGCUGGGACGCGCCCUGCCUGGCUGAGCAGCAGCAGCAUGAGGAUCCGGCUCUCCACGCGCGGUCGUCGCCGCUCGUAACGCGCUGCAACUCAGACGGCUGUUUGGACAGACUGCAGACACAGCUGAAAAACUAUAAGGAAUAUACGCUUCAGGAUUAUAAAAACCUCAAGCAAGACAUUAAACUGGGAGGUCUUGGGCCAGAUUGCACCUCUGUUAAAAAAAAGUUGGAGAAAAUCAGGAAGCAACAGAAUUAUGCAAAACUUGUGCAGGAGCAGAACCGCUCGCUGCUUGGGAGGCGAGGAGUGAGGGCCCCAGUGCACCCCACCUCGGCGCCGGAGGGCGAAAGCAAGUCCCGCAGAGAGCAGGCGCUGGAGUACGCGCGCAACGUGCCCCGGCCCCGCUACACGGAGGCACGCAGGGAGCCAUCUGCUCCCCACGGGGAGCGGCGCGACUCCCCUGUCAGUUUGACGGCACUCGACCCCAUGCAGGCGCUGUUGGACGACCUGAGACAACGCCACGAGCAGGACAAGCAAGCCGUUGCGGCCUUCAGACUGCACGUGCCCUGACGACGCCCUGAUACCUGGAUGGGCGCCCCUCCUCACGCACUGCCAUGUGGUCUAAAUCGUCGUAAUUCGUGGUGGUGGUGGUGGCGACACUCGUGCCUCACAGCAACAAGGGUUCAAGAGCCGCAAUGCGUGUGAAUACGAGGCGGUCCUUAAUAAAUAGCGUGACGAAGCAGUCCUUAAAGAGUCGCACGUGGCUCCAGAGCCACAGGUUGCCGAAACCCUGGCCUGGGAGCUGCCAAACGACAAAGCCGACCGAGAUCAAUCUGUGUGGUGUUCUCUGUUUAUUGCUGUACAUCCGUCAUCUCGGGGCAGCAGGGUGGUGGCACCGUGACACUCGUGCCUCAGCAAAAAUGGGCCUGAAUUCAAUUCCUGACUCUGGCGCCUGUCUGCGUGGAGUUUUCUUGUUUUGAACGUUGUGCAUGGGUUACUUCCCAGAGCUAAAACAAUAUCGCAAUGCAAAGAAAUGCCUUGUAAAUUACUCAGUUGGGAUUACAAGCAGCUAUAUCGCCCUCUGCUACAAAAAUGUUGGUCUGACCCUCCUGAAAGUCUCAAGACCCAGCAAGGCUCUAGUGGAUAAACGAAUUCAACGAAAGCCACUACCACUUCUUACAAUCCUCUACAAAUCCAUCCAGCACCUGCAAAUCAAAAGAUUUCAUCGCUAAAUCUCCUCCGUGGACUUCCUCUCGGACGCAUUCCAUUCCUUGACUGCUACUCUGGUAUUCUUUACUAAUGUCCAUCGUCCCUUCAAGCGACAUUCCCAGCCUAAGCCCUCUCACUUUUCUUAGCAGUUUCGAUGGUACCACUAACCUGUGUAUGUUCUCGAAUCCGUGUGUUCUUGUCUCUAUCAUUUCAAGCGUGCAUCUCUCCACGCUUCUUUCCACCCUGUUCAGUUUACUUUUGGUCGAGGUCACACAUUAUUCAAUAUUACGCCUACACUUCCACGCCUGAAUGUUCAAAAUGUUCAACCUAGGUUUACUCUUAGAUAAUCUAAAAGUAACGUUCUUGCAUUACACACUUACUCAAGUGCGUAUUUUUAACAUUACACAUUUUUAAACGUGUUAUAUUCUUACACGUAAGAAUGUGGAGUACGUGGAGUGAAAAGGCACAUGAGGAUUGCACGACCGAAGGGCCACAGCUGUGAGGUUGAGCCGGAGGGGGGCGAUGCGGUGAUCAAAGCAGGACCGGUCCCUCACCCCCCAACACCCCUUUCCCCAUCCCAGUCUCCUUCGUUCCAUUCCGAGUCUAUUAGGCUUAGGGCACAAGUGACUUAAAUUAUCCACUUCAGGUUUUUUUUUACUUUUGAACAGUUUCCUAAAUUUUCAUUUAUAAACAAGUUACUAAAUACUGUGCUUUUAAAACAUCCAGGUGGCUCAUCGUCCCGCUGCAUACAGACCGCAGCCACCGCUGUUGAUUGUACAGUUGGUGUCAUGGUGCCCCAACAAAUCGAUAGCCGCAUGAGGGUGGACACGCAUGGGGAGUGAACACAAAACUGCCGAGUCGAGGCAAGACCUUCAGACAUUUCGAGAGUGGAGAGUGACACUGCCAGUGUAAAUAUGAAAUGGAGUUUCCAUUUCCCCAUUGUUGUAGAACGCGUGGGGUUUGUGGAGGCUUGGAAACGUUGCAGGGUUGACGCUGAGAGCCGUUGCUGCAAAACGUCCAGGCCUGAUGACCGAUGUCCAAGGGUCUAAAAUCACCACGAGAAGGCGUUCGCAUUGACUCAACUGUGGGUUUAUGUAAAUGCAGUAGAACACAAUUUAUAAUAAUUUCUAAUUUUAUUCUCAGUGACGUAUAAGUAAGUGGUCACAGGAAUCAUCACUAGAUCUGCGAGGUCAGUACUUGCAGGCCACAGGAUUUUGUGUGAAUUUCAGUAUAUAUCCGUGAUGGCAAUUCCCAGAGCAAUACCGGUAAGUUUGGUUUUAGCCAAUAAAUGAUGCGAUGGCCCAG